Messenger RNA from Folsomia candida, 1464 nucleotides. RefSeq lists its product as uncharacterized. The transcript has 2 exons. NCBI's taxonomy places the organism in Eukaryota, Metazoa, Arthropoda, Collembola, Entomobryomorpha, Isotomidae. The coding region runs from base 556 to 1272 and encodes 238 amino acids. The record is from RefSeq and is a predicted model, not a curated record.
UUGUCUAGGCUGGUCCUGACCUACUCACCCCACCUUCAAUUGUCUAUGUACAAAGAAGGCUAUUUAUAAGCCGACACCCUCCAAAACAACGAAUUAACAAACGAGCUCCCCUGUUUCUUUAUCGAUCGUCUUAUCAUCCCCCCUCGCAUCAUCUUAGUAGCUAAGAACCUUAAUUAUAAAUUGAAAACACCUCCGACAAUUACCCAUGUACGCCCAAAAAUUUCAAGAAAUCUCCAAAAAUAGCGAAAUGUCUCACGAAUGGGAGGGUGAACGGACUUGUUCCGCUAUGCGAAGGGCGCUCGAUUUAUUCGUCAUGUCCAACGACAUCAUCGACCUAAACAGCGACAUUGAUCAUGGCGAAACAACGAAUUCUAUUGUUCUCGCUGCAAGGUAAUAGAUUUUCAAAAUUUGUCUCUAUUAAAAUUUUCAAACUUAAUUUCCAGAUAUGGCGGACUCAACGUCAUUGGGUACGCUGAAGCAUGCGCCACUUGCAUAGACGAUUGCGCCAGCUGCGUCUGUAGUGCCGGAGAUGUUGCGCAUGACUGGACAUCCGAUAUGGUUCAGGGCAUCUUGGUUUUCUUCAUGUUGAAACAUCGUUACAUGGGCGUAACUCAAAUGGCGGAAAUGAGACACUUUACCGUCCAAAAGUACAAAAAUCUUACAGAUUCGUACAACCAUGCUGCCUUCACUUCUGGGAGGAUGGCCACUUUUCACAGUAACGUCGCCUCUCUUCAUGACGACGAUUGGAAACCGCUCUAUGACUUGGUCAAUAUCCCGAAUUAUUCAGGGUUCGGUGAGUGUCAGCACUGUCAGAUUAUUGGGACUUGGCUGCUCAACCGGUGUGCCCACCGAGAUCGGAGAGAUCUUGUCGAAAAAGAGGUUCGGGAAUUUGUUAAGGAGCGUAUCCAUCUAAAUUCUGCUUUGGAAAUGAAAGGAUUUUGGGGAGAUUUAAUUGUUCUCUUGGCCGGAGAUAAAUUUGGGUAUGAAAUCGUCGCCAAAUGUUCUCAGGUGGUAAACUGCAUUUGGGAAUUGCUGCGGGAUGCUGUCGACAACGGGAUGGUCGACGUAGAGGACAUUAGACAGCGGGGUAUUAAUGGGUACAUUGAGCUUAUUGAGCUCGGGAGAAAAACUCGUGCCAUUUCUGAGGGCCACAUCCUGGGGCGGGCGAUGGUGGGGUCCCUCACCUUGAUGGCUGAUCGGACAGAUGUUUCCGUUUUUCAACGGAUUUUGGACGCAGUGCUGGAACACUGGGAGAAAGUUGUGGGGAUUUAGAAUUUGACUGUGUCAAGUUUAAAAUUCCAUGCACAAAUUGAUCUUUUAUCAUUAUGCUGUGCAUAAUUUCAUGAUUUGAAUGAUUUCAUCUGAUUACAAUGAUCAUGCAUGUUCAUUAUGAUUUCGUAUCUUCAAAUUCGCAACAUAAUUUUGAAAAUAAUUUUGCGAAAUAAAUAUCUAGAUGUGCAGGUU